AUCUGCUCCAGAAAAGCCACUCCUAGAAAAGUCCAUUAGAAUCGCCAUUUAAUGUCAUCAUCACUUCUUUGACUGAGCCACAUCCAUAACACAGGUUAAGCUACAGAUCCCUUGAUCCAAUUCACGAUGGAGCAGAAGCAGCUGCAGAUGUGCGGUCGUGUGUUCGCCUUUCUUUUAUUUCUUCCAGUCCCAAUACUAGGCGCUUCAACUAAACCAAUCCCAGAACAGAUGAAAUACAUCGGUAUAUCCUAUGAUAUCAUCAAGGGGAAUCCAGAGGGAAGCGCCAAAAACGGAGGGGUAGAUCCCGGGCUGAUGACGACUCGCCGCGUCCUGAAACUCACCUACGACGACAAGAAGUUGACGAACGAUAACGAGUACCGCGUCCCCGAUGAGGUGUCCUUCAUGCGACGGAGCAGCGCUUACACGUCCAAGGAGAAGGAUGUGUUCUACGGAACGAAGAGUUACGCCAAGAAACUUUCCCACCAAGUUUCGCUUGAAGUCGGUGUUGAUGCUGUCUUCGCUUCUUUUAAGUUCGGAGCAAGCCACGAGUAUAAGUCGGUGGACAACGAGGAAAAGACGAAUGGCUAUGUGUACUUUUCUGAGCAAACAAUUGAGAAUUUUGGCGAAAUUCGCUACCGGAUGAGCCUUGUCCAGGACGAUGCCUAUGAACUCAGUCGGGAAUUUUGUCUUGCUGUCUGCAGACUUCCUGCCUCCUACCGGGGUAAUGAGGCUGAAUAUAUGGGAUUCCUCACCAACUGGGGAACGCAUGUUGUAGUACAGGCGACAUUAGGGGCCCGUCGUGGCACGACAUAUCGUGAGGACAAAUCAUCCUUCAUCAGAAACUCAGCAAGAGAGAUGGCCAACAGCUUAAACGUUGAGGGUAGCUACAAGAUCGUUUCCGGGUCGUUUUCACUGAACAUGGACAGGGCGACAGAAAAUGCAGAGUCACAGGAGAAAUUCGGCAGUAUGCAGAAGACAUAUUCAGUAGGGAGCGAAGAAUAUAACGAACCGAUAAGCAUAAAGCUCAUCAGAUUGACUGAAGUUUUGGAUGCUAAGUUCUGGACUCGGCAGACUUCCUACACAGAGUGCGCCAACUGGCAGAGAGAAGCGAUCCAAGCCAACAUCCUAGAAGCUUUUGGAGAUUACCCACAACACAACGGGGUCACCGCCUCGGAAGACAUUCCGAUGAGUAUGAGGCUUACGUGGCCGAGCGGAAAGUACGCGCUUCCACAGGCAGCCGUCCUCGACCAGUUCUGCCCUCAAACCAAUGACUUCACCUGGGAGGACGGCUUGCUAUAUCAGGUCUCCAAAGGACCCAAUGAGUGUUCUAGCAACAACCAUUUGACCAACUACUGCAACCGUCAAGCAAUCAGUAACCCGAAUGGCAAAGACAUGCGCACCUACUACUGCGUCAAAUCUAUCGCCGAAGCCACGCCGAACAGUCCAUGGGAUUGGAUGCCCGGUGUGUACUGCAUCUUCAAGGUCGGCAAUGAAUGCCCCAGUGGAUUCCAGGAAGGUACAAUCAGAUGGAAUGAUAAACAGCGAGGGAAGGAUCCAGAUUAUAACGCCCUGCCUGCUGGAGAGUACUCACCGGGUAGACCUACAGAAAUCAAGUACUGCUGUCGUGAAGAUGGCACUCCAAGGACCCCUAUCAUCCUGCCAACAGACAGCAGCUUUUACCUGAUAAGAUUCCACAGUGCUUGCCAGGAGGUAGUCGACAUGACUGUGACGGCGGAAUAUUUGGAGUGGGCAACCGAGACGGCUGACCCAGAGCUCUGGCAGGAGGGACAAUACCCUCGACCCGGGAAUACGGGCCAGAAUGUCAAGAUCAACUAUUGCUUCUACCAGCCAAAGGCGACUGCCAAGAGAGAGUUCGGCAACAUGGCGGGAGCUGAGGACGAAGGCCACAUGAGGAAAGACCUGCAGGAGGUCCGAGAGCUCGUCGACCAGCUGGAACACCAGCUCGAUUACGGUAGGAGAGCUGAAGUAGGCAACGAAGAUGGUGGCAGGAUGGAGCAGGAUGAGGACAAAGAGAAGAAAUCUCAGGAGGUGGGUGAGCUGAGAGAGCUUGAGCUGCUUCAGCAACAGAGUAAGCGGGAGGAAGAGGAGGAACGGGAACUGCUCAUGGGACUGCUGUUGAAGGAAUUAGCCGAAUUGAAAUAAAAACCAUGCGGUUUUUUAAUUCAGAAAUUUCAUUUGGUAGUAUUCAAAUUUUUGUAUCGUCAUUUGAAUUGACAUGGAGGCUAUAAUGGAAUACUGGGCUGUUAAUAUUAAGGGAUGUAUUACCUCGUAAGGGGGUGUGUCGGGUUAAGUACUAGAGGACACUCAUUUAAAGGACUGCUGUGCGGUCUGGGAUCAGGGGCCGCGGAACGGUUUUGAAAGUGUGGAUGGGCUGACCAUAAAAAAAAACAGGGGCUGAAACCCCCUGCCCACUCCCUGUUCAGGGGCCCUUGGGGAUGUUGUAGCUUCCAAGGCAACAAUAUCAAACUAUAAAAAAUUAUAUUAUAUGUAUGUAUUUUGUAAACUUUUAAAGUGGGUACAAAUUUAGGUGAGUAUAUGAUUGUGAAUAAAGACUGACCCGUCGGAGCGGCAACGGUUGGUACAGAAUUAAACAACCAAGACUAUAUCUUUGAAACUUUGAAUUAGAUUUAGAAAAACAUAUCUUUUCUAGCAAUCUCUCUGUUGGUAUCUUCAUCAAUCUCUCUAUAUUAUGUUCCGAUAGUCCCGAUGUCCAUUUUUCUCUCUCUCAUUUUACCAUCUUCUCCUUUCUUCCCCCCCCCCCCCCAUCUCUCUCUCAUCCUCUCUUACAUCAUACAACAUAACAUCAAGUCGCUCGUUUGUUUAAUGAAGUACUGUAUUUGUACAUGUUUCAAAUUUGUAAAUGCAAACGUGCCAUUUUGAAGUACCAUUAAAGCAGCGGUCCACUUGUGUUAUUUAUUUUGUAAACUGUUGGAUUGGUUUAAUCUGGUAUAAUUAUCUUACAUUUCUAUUUGAAUUUGCUGUUUUUCUUGAAUAAAGAGACUAUACCACUUUGA
Lytechinus variegatus (green sea urchin) is the source of this 3035-nucleotide messenger RNA. RefSeq lists its product as uncharacterized. The record is from RefSeq and is a predicted model, not a curated record. Gene Ontology annotation, molecular function: wide pore channel activity. The coding region runs from base 127 to 2163 and encodes 678 amino acids. NCBI's taxonomy places the organism in Eukaryota, Metazoa, Echinodermata, Echinoidea, Temnopleuroida, Toxopneustidae. The transcript has 10 exons. Gene Ontology annotation, cellular component: membrane.